AUGGCAUCGUCUAUGGUGCAUCAGCCGCCGCCUAUGUCGAACGAAUACCGUGUCGCGAGCCAGCCUGGUUUCGGCCCCGAACCACGUCGCCAAUCGGUCUCGCCAGCUUUGCCAGCAAACCACUUCAAUGCCAACGACAACGGUGGCCGUGUUGGCACCGACUCACAUUCUCCAGCCUCCUUCCCUCCCCUGUCGCAACAAGCUCCGGCUGCCACCAAGCAAACGCCGGUGCCUGUUCCUGUACCUGGUGCUGCUAACGGAGCCACGCUCCCGGCCGUGUCGGUCGUUGCCUCUGACGUAUCAAAGGGAACUGGAACCCUGCCAGCGUCUCCCCAACUCAAUGGUAACUUGGACAAGUCGAAGCGGUUUUCCGAAGACUAUACUCGGCUAUGCGCCGCCAUCCAAGAGUCCGACCCGGACGCCGUCCGACGAGCGAUUCGAGACAACUACGAGAAGUGCCUGCUCGGCUCGGCCUACCACCUGUCUUUCCUUAUGAAUGUAACCAUACACCAAGCCGACGUGGGAAUCAUCCAGAGAGCGGUCAAGGACUUUGGCGCAAAUUUUCUGGCGGCUGGGAAACACGAGCUCAUCGACUCUAUGAGCAAAACUGACAUUGAUGAGUUGGCGGACAAGAUUCUCUCCAAAGCCUCGGACGACUUCCUCGACAGGGCCCUCGUGGCCCGCUUACCCACCAUCCAAGCUAGACGACUCGUCAACGCUCUGGCUCGAGCGGAAAGGCUUGGAUAUGACGCUGCAGACAUUGUCGAGAAUGAGCAUGUCAUCCCAUCAUUACCUGGAGGCUCCCACGCGGUUCCUGCCCAACAACAACAGCAGCAGCAGCAACAAGUUGCCGUGCUUGGUCCGAACAGCUUUCACGUCAAGAAGAAGAUCUGUGUCACGGAAUCUCUCUUGUCAAGGUCUACUAGCGAGGCGUACAUGUGUCCUCACUGCGCGCAAAGGUUCAGCGGCAUGGCUGGUUUACAAUACCACAUGCUUAACAAAGUAUGUGGCGACUUUGGCGAAGUCGUUAAGGAUAACAUUGCAUCCCUUCCGAAGUCGUCCCUACCGCCAUUCGUUCUCAAUCCUCCACAAAAACGGCCCGCUCCCGACAGCACCCCGACGAAUUUUAUAUCCGGAACUCAGGGCCCCGCGCCGACGUACAUAUCCACAAUGCCUCCAAACGCUCAAACGCCGCGUGCUCCUUCCAGCUCUCAGCCCAUUGAUAUGCGGGAUGCUCCUUUAGGCACUCCUCAACCCAAGGACAUGGCCCAUCUUACAUCGCAUCAAAUCGAGGCCCUGAAGGCCGAACUGCGGCUGGCCGAGGAACAAUUCAAGAUGAAGAUCGAUGCUGCACAGAAAGCCGGUGGUGACCCCGAUGAAUUGCAGAAGAGGUUGGCGGGCUUCAAAAAUUCGUACGCAACCAAGCAGUCUGUUGUCCGGAAGAAGUACGGCAUCAAACUGCGCCAGCGACGCAAUCGCGAAGAAAUGGAGGCGGAGCGCAUGCGAAUUGGCAUGCCUGCUGAUGUCCCGCGCACGAUGGCGACGCCGAGCAAGGACGGUCAUGCCGAUAAGCGAGCACGCAUCAACAGCCAGGGUGAUGCGUCAACGACGCAGACUCCGCGAUCACUGACGCCGUUACAAACGGUCGCAGUGACGGAUAUGGCCAACGGUCUCAACGGUUCCAACGCGACAGCCGCGACGCAGGACCCGACGGCGGCCCUGCCGCAGCCCCCCGCGGCCUCCCAGCCGGUGGCCAGCCAGCCGCCACCGUUGACGUACUCCCAGGGGAACUCCCGAGUCGAGUUGCACGUCUCUAGCCCAUCGAAGAAGGUCGGGUCUGCGGCGCGGGACGAAGGGUCGAUGGACAACACGCCGUCUAGGGCGUCGUCUAGUGCCUCGAUGACGGCAGAGCAGCUGCUCAAGCAGAUGCGUGGUAAUGCCGGAGCUCCCAUUGAGUUAGAUAACGACGAUAGCUCUUCCGAGUCAGAUUCUAGCUCUGGUGGAGAAGAGUGA
This is a messenger RNA of Colletotrichum orchidophilum, 2013 nucleotides long. RefSeq lists its product as uncharacterized. Bases 1 to 2013 code for a protein of 670 amino acids. The transcript is spliced from 3 exons. NCBI's taxonomy places the organism in Eukaryota, Fungi, Ascomycota, Sordariomycetes, Glomerellales, Glomerellaceae. The record is from RefSeq and is a predicted model, not a curated record.